UUGAAAAUGUCAGUAAGAAGAAAAUAUACAUAUCUUACGACGUUCUGAUGAGAAGAAUUUUUUAAUUUGUGAUUAUUGCUAAAAAAUACAGGGAAUUUUUAGUUGAAAAUGGUUUGUCGAUUAUGUCUAAAAGACGUGCCUGAUGAAUCAGUUAUAAAACUAUAUCAUGACAUCAAUUCUUCGGCAGAAUCAAUAGAAAUGGUGAAGCUGAUAGAAAAGUACCUGGAAAUUGAGGUUAGAGAUGAUGAUGUAUUCUCAACCACUAUAUGUCAGGAUUGUCAUGAUCAUUUAGAUGAUUUUCAUAAGUUUUGUAAGGAUGUUGCCGAAAAACAGUCUAUACUUCGCAAUGAGUUUCUUGAGGUGCAACUUAAAGUGGAGUCUCAUUGUGACGAUAGCCAAGAUCCUCAAAUGAAGGAAGAUAAGAAGAUCUUGGAUAGUCAAGUUCAAAAUGUCGAUGUUUGUGAUUCCAAGGAAAUUGAGCAGGCCAUGUUUGAAUGUCCCAUUGAUUUGCUAAAAAGUGAAGCGGACGAUGAUGAAAAGGAAGAACAAGAAGUGUUUGAAACGGAUGUUCUUGAUGAUAUGGAUCUUAACAGGGAAGAAGAAGAAGAUGUGUUUGCAGACAGCGUUGAUAAUGAUCCGGUGGACAUGAAUACAUCGGAAGAUGACAUGCCUUUGAGUAAACUGAAAGCUAAAAAGAAAAACACCACAGCCAGGCGAAAGCGGACAAGCACCAAACCCAAGGUAGAUAAAGAAGUCAAAGAACCAAAGGAACGCAAAAAGAAAGGUGAACGAAAAAAGACUAUGUCAGCCCAAGAAAUUAUAGCUACAUCUAUUGAAUUAAAAUGUGAUAUAUGUCAAGUCAAAGUGAAUACAUGGCGUGAAUUGAGACAACACUUUUUGUUGGCCCACACAAGAACACCCUAUAUAAAAUGUUGUGACACUGUAUACGAAAAGCAACGACCCCUGGUGGAACAUUUGCUAUGGCACAAAAAUCCAGAUUCAUUCAAAUGUAAACUAUGCAAUGAAGUCUUUUCGAACUCAAGGGACUUAACAUCUCACAUAAGCAGCCAACAUCCGGAUAAUGUCGAUUUAUUGGAGACAUAUGAAUGUGAACAUUGUUUUAAACAUUUCCGCAACUAUACGAUAUUCCAAAAUCAUUUACGCACCCACAGCAAGGAUAAAGACAUUGAAUGUCAAAUAUGUAACAAAAGAUUAGAAACCGAAUACCAAUUACGACGUCAUAUUGAUUCCUUUCACAAAGACAUGUCUAUGCAUAUUUGUGACAUUUGUGGUAAAAAAUUCAAAUGUAAAGAUUCCUUUAAAAGACACUAUCAGGUACAUCAAGGUAUCGUCGAGCCCGCUGUACAAUGUUCAAUAUGCAAGUCAUGGCUUAAAAAUCAGCACAGUCUACGCAUACAUCGUUUCGUUCAUGAGGAGCAUCCCAAUUCGUGCAAUGUAUGUGGAAAGUUGUUCAAGACACGGCACACAUUACGCCGGCAUAUGAAAUACUGGCACGAAUUGGAGCGUAAUUUGCAUUGUACCUAUUGUGAUAAGGUCUUUCGACAGCAACGCAACUUGGAAGAACACAUGGCCACGCAUACGGGAGCCCAAUUGUAUACGUGUCCCCAUUGCGGCAAGGAAUCGAGAUCCCGAUCAAAUAUGUAUGUUCACAUUAAACGAGUUCACCCCAAAGAGUGGUGGCAAUCGAAAGUGGAACGUUUGAAUUUAGAUCCGAAUACUGAACAUCCCGAAAUAGAGAAAUAUCGUCAACAACAACAUGAUGUAUUAAAAAUGUAUGAUAAUUUUUUAUGUAAAUAAACUCCAGUGUUUUUAAAUAUUGUUUAAAAAAAAAUAAA
Molecule: messenger RNA, 1856 nt
Organism: Musca domestica (house fly)
Lineage: Eukaryota; Metazoa; Arthropoda; Insecta; Diptera; Muscidae
Product: transcription factor grauzone
Exons: 5
Coding region: 109-1818 (569 amino acids)
Cellular component (GO): nucleus
Molecular function (GO): zinc ion binding
Source: RefSeq, a predicted model, not a curated record